This is a messenger RNA of Ramularia collo-cygni, 762 nucleotides long. RefSeq lists its product as uncharacterized. Lineage: Eukaryota; Fungi; Ascomycota; Dothideomycetes; Mycosphaerellales; Mycosphaerellaceae. Bases 1 to 762 code for a protein of 253 amino acids. Gene Ontology annotation, biological process: carbohydrate metabolic process. The transcript is spliced from 2 exons. Gene Ontology annotation, molecular function: hydrolase activity, acting on carbon-nitrogen (but not peptide) bonds. The record is from RefSeq and is a predicted model, not a curated record. Gene Ontology annotation, cellular component: membrane.
AUGGUCCUCACACUCGAUAACAUGGGAGAAGCAGCCGACCUAGAAAGAAAUCUCUGGCCGGACUCAUCAACUCCAGUGGGACAUCACUAUUCCGUAACAGAAAUCCUUCCACAUUUCCUCGCCAUCCUCGCCAAACACGACGUCUGCGUAACUUAUUUCAUUGAAUCUUGGAAUUUGGCCGUCUACCCUUCGACGAUCCGAGAGAUUAUUAGUGCUGGACAUGAGAUUGGAUGGCAUGCUUGGCGUCAUGAAGCAUGGAGUAAGAUUGGGAGUGAGGAGCAGGAGAGGGCGAAUUUCGCGCGCAGCUUUGGUGGUGAAGGUCUUCGAGGCUUUGUUAACAACAGUAAGCCGGGCGAAGCUAUCAUUGACUCGUAUAAAGGUUUUCGACCUCCUAGUGGUAUGAUUUAUGGUCAGCGAACGUUGGGCAUUUGCAAAGAAUAUGGUCUGAAAUAUAUCAGUCCUGCAGGUCAAAACGCCGCUGUUGUGCCAUUACAGAAUAAUCAAGACUCGAUGGUGAUCUUGCCGUUCAGGUGGACAACCGUGGACGCUUUCUACUACAUGGAGACUUUCUCCAAGCUACGAGAGAUGAAAGGCGAAUCUGAGAAGCCACAAUCCGARCAGUCGUUGACGCAGAAGAUCAUUGCACAGAUAGAUGAAGGGAUCGUCCGAGGUGGCUAUCUGUCGAUUUUGUUCCACCCCUUUCUCAGUAACAGUCCGGAGCGGCUACAAGCUUUUGAGACUGUGGUGGCUUAUCUGGCUUGA